CAGUCGGGUGUAAAUGGACAGAAGGGGCCUUACACUGGUGGUCAGUGAAGAUUUACCUCCUUACGUUGGUGGUCAGUGAAGCGUUCUAUUACAUUGGUGAUCGUUGGAGUAAAGCCCCCUUAGAUUGGUGGUUGAUGGAAAAGAGCCUCAUUACAUUAAUGGUCAGUGGGAAUAAUGCUCCUUACAUUGAUGGUCAGUAGGAAGAAUGUCCCAUAUAUUGGUGGUUAUUGAGAGGAAUGCUCCUGACAUUGUUGGUCAGUGGAAAGAAUGGACUCCUUUGAUGGUCAGUGGGAAGAAUGCUCCUUAAAUGUGUGGUUAGUAGAAAGAAUGCUCCCGUUGGUGGUCAGUGGGAAGAAUUCUCCUUACAUUGGCGGUCAGUGUGAAGAAUGCCCCUUACAUUGGUGGUCAGUGGGAAGAAUGCCAAUUAGAUUGGUGAGAAGUGGA
Molecule: messenger RNA, 444 nt
Organism: Staurois parvus
Lineage: Eukaryota; Metazoa; Chordata; Amphibia; Anura; Ranidae
Source: the annotation of a GenBank genome assembly